CUAAAGACGGGUGCUCUCUUUGUUAACGAGCGAAUAGACCGCGAGGUUCUUUGUGGUGACGAAGCCAAAUGCUCAAUGAAUGUAGAAGCAGUCAUUAAUAAUCCACUAAAACUGUACCGCUUUGAAAUUAUUAUAUUAGAUGUGAAUGAUAACGCACCAUCAUUUCUCAGCACAAUACAGUUGUUGAACAUAACUGAGAGCACAACAGCGGGGACUAAAUUCCUCCUAAAUCCUGCUGAGGAUGCAGACGUGGGUAAAAACACUGUUAGUAGCUACAAGCUGAGUCAGAAUGACUUCUUUGUUUUAGCUAACAACAGAGGAGAAAGUGUGACUCCAGAACUGGUGCUUCAGAAGGCUUUGGACAGAGAAAAACAAUCCGUUAUCCCACUUACAUUAACUGCCAUCGAUGGAGGAACACCUGCUAAAUCAGGUUCUAUGACUAUAUUGAUAAAUGUGCUAGAUAUCAAUGAUAAUGCCCCGCUAUUCAGUCAAAGUCUGUACAAGGCCAGAGUGUUUGAAAAUGCUAAAAUAGGUACUGUAAUUAUAAAAAUAAAUGCUACAGAUUUAGACGCAGGACAGAAUGGAGAAGUGUUCUAUUCACUAAAUAAAAUAGGUCGAGGGAAACAAACCGACCUGCUUGUUAUAGACGAAAAAUCAGGAACUGUGACAACCAAACAAAUUAUUGACUUUGAGGAAAAUGCUGUUUUUGAAAUUCGAGUUCAGGCACGCGACGGAGCUUCCUCACCGAUGACGUCACAUGCCAAAUUACUAAUUGAAGUGUUAGACGUGAAUGAUAACGCUCCUGAAAUCACAGUAACUUCUCUGUUAAACACUGUAAAAGAAGACGCCUCCACUGGCACAGCUGUUGCACUUGUUUCAGUAUCUGAUAAAGACAGUGGUAAAAACGGUUUAGUGAACUGUAAAAUAUCCAACAUUGUCCCUUUUAAAUUAGAAUUAAAUUAUAAGAACUACUAUUCAUUAGUUGUGGACGGUCCCCUGGACAGAGAGAAAGAAGCUCAGUAUAAUAUCAGCAUCACUGCCACAGAUGAGGGCAGCCCACCUCUCUCCAGCACCAGAAUCAUUCAGGUCCAUGUUUCUGAUGUCAAUGAU
Messenger RNA from Austrofundulus limnaeus, 1110 nucleotides. Its product is annotated as protocadherin alpha-9. The record is from RefSeq and is a predicted model, not a curated record. Gene Ontology annotation, cellular component: plasma membrane. Gene Ontology annotation, biological process: homophilic cell-cell adhesion. Gene Ontology annotation, molecular function: calcium ion binding. Lineage: Eukaryota; Metazoa; Chordata; Actinopteri; Cyprinodontiformes; Rivulidae.